ACCUCCUCCCCCAAUUUCUUCACAUUUUUCUUCUUUUGGUCUUCCCCCAUUUUCUCAUCAUUUUCAGUGUAGAUACCAUCAGAAUGCAAAAUCCAACGUCAAUUAAACACCACUCAUGCCAAUAAUUUCCGAAUCCCCUGAAGAAGAAGAAAUGGCAUUAAACAACAAAUUCAGAAAACCCUCAUCUUCCUUUCAAUACAGCCUCUGCACUACUCUGUUUUAUUGUCUCUUCACCAUACCUGUUUUGUUCCUCCUCCAUACCCCCACCACCACCUCCAUAUGCACCACCUUCGCCAAGCAUGCCAAGCCCUGGUCUUCGCCAGCAUGCCAAGCCUGGUCUGGUGAUCUUCGCUUAGCUGAGUUCUCAUGGAACCGCCUGCAAUUCUUCCAAGACCCCCCACAAAGGACUCUGAAAAUCGCUGUGUUCUCUCGGAAAUGGCCUAUUGGCACCACCCCAGGUGGCAUGGAGCGCCACGCUUACACUCUUCAUACAGCCUUAGCUAGUCGAGGCCAUCAAGUUCAUGUUUUUACCUCUCCCCAAGAUGAAGGCACUUCAAUCUCAUCGGAAAAUCACCAAGCAGGCGCACCUUCUUCACCUCAGAUUCAUUGCCAUGAGGGUGAACCAGGAAGGUGGAGAUACAAUAAAGCUUGGGAACUUGAACAAUUUCAGGAAGAAAACGAAAAAGAACCAUUUGAUGUUGUUCACUCAGAAAGUGUAGCACUUCCUCACUGGCUUGCUCGCAACGUUUCAAAUCUUGCCGUUUCAUGGCAUGGCAUAGCCUUGGAGAGCCUGCAAUCUAAUAUAUUUCAGGACUUGGCUAGGAGGCCUGGUGAGCCAACAUCUGCUUUCACGGAAACCUUACAGGGGGUUGUCCCUAAAGUUCUGAACGAGAUAAGAUUCUUCCACAAUUAUGCACAUCAUGUAGCCAUUAGUGAUAGCUGUGGUGAGAUGUUAAGGGAUGUUUAUCAGAUUCCCAGCAGAAGAGUCCAUGUGAUACUAAAUGGAGUUGAUGAUGGUGACUUCAGGGAAGAUGCAGAAUUGGGGAAGGAAUUCAGAGCCAAAAUUGGCAUUCCUAGUAAUGCAGGUUUAGUACUUGGUGUGGCUGGAAGAUUGGUGAAGGACAAAGGACAUCCUCUGCUUCACGAAGCAUACUCCAAGCUAAUAACCAAGCACCCCAAUGUGUACUUGAUUGUUGCUGGUUCAGGACCAUGGGAGAAUCGGUACAAGGAUUUAGGAGGCCAAGUUCUUGUUCUAGGAUCUAUGAGCCCGUCCAUGUUAAGGGCGUUCUAUAAUGCUGUAGACAUUUUUGUGAAUCCCACGCUUAGGCCACAAGGACUUGAUCUUACUCUAAUGGAGGCAAUGAUGAGUGGGAAGCCCCUUUUGGCAUCAAGAUUUCCGAGCAUCAAAGGUAGUGUGGUUGUUAAUGAUGAGUUUGGCUUUAUGUUCUCUCCAAAUGUGGACUCAUUGUUGGAGUCACUUGAAGCUGUGGUGAAGGAAGGUCCAGAGAGGCUAGCAAGAAGGGGAAAGGCAUGUCGUGAAUAUGCAACUUCCAUGUUCACGGCGACAAAGAUGGCAUUGGCAUACGAGAGGCUGUUCCUAUGUAUAAAAGAUGAUGCAUUUUGCGCCUAUCCGUGAAGAAGGCUUAGGUUAUAGAUACUCCAUUCUUUCUUCUUUUUUUCGAUUUUUCUUCAUGAUUGAAUACCACAAUUGUUAUAUCGAUUCCAUAUGUUAA
Molecule: messenger RNA, 1733 nt
Organism: Neltuma alba
Lineage: Eukaryota; Viridiplantae; Streptophyta; Magnoliopsida; Fabales; Fabaceae
Product: glycogen synthase-like
Molecular function (GO): glycosyltransferase activity
Source: RefSeq, a predicted model, not a curated record